UACCGUGUGAAAUUUUUUCGCUUGGCAAGUCCCUCCUCCCUAUCAUCCGACCUCCUUUAGAAGUCCAAAUUCCUGGCUGACUGGACGCUCCCUCGGAAGAAUUUCUCUUCGACCUCAUGGCUCUCGCCUUCUGCUCUUCUCUCCGCUUCUCGACCUCCACUCCUUCGCCGCCAUCCCCUUCUCUCCCUCUCCGAACCUCGCCGACGAGUUCCUCCCUAAUUACGGUCCGUUCUCCCCAGCGGAUGGGAGCCCGUUCCCUCCGCGCCCGCCCGCCUCUGCGGCCGAAGGCCACGGUCGCCGUCGACUCCCCUGCCGCUGGCCCGGACGCCUCCCGGAGCGGGCCGCCUAGGGUUUUGCUGGAGGUGAAAGAUCUCAUGGCCGUGAUCGUGGAGUCGGGGCAGGAGAUCCUUCGUGGUGUCAAUCUUACGAUCUACGAGGGCGAGGUUCACGCGAUUAUGGGAAAGAAUGGGUCCGGGAAGAGCACAUUCUCAAAGGUUCUUGUUGGUCAUCCAGAUUAUGAGGUAACUGGAGGUAGUGUUAUCUUUAAAGGUGAGAACUUGCUAGACAUGGAGCCAGAGGAUAGAUCUCAUGCUGGGCUUUUCAUGAGUUUCCAGACCCCUGUUGAGAUACCAGGGGUAAGCAAUUUUGACUUUCUGAACAUGGCAUAUAAUGCUCGAAGAAAAAAGGAAGGGCUACCUGAGCUACCUCCUCUAGAGUUCUAUAGUUAUUUGUCUCCCAAAGCUGCUGCUGUUAAUAUGGAUCUAAGGUUUCUGGACAGAAAUGUGAAUGAAGGGUUUAGCGGUGGCGAAAGGAAACGCAAUGAAAUUUUGCAACUUGCGAUUCUUGAGGCAGAUUUAGCAAUUUUAGAUGAAAUUGAUUCAGGGUUAGAUGUUGAUGCACUUCAAGAUGUAGCAAAAGCAGUUAAUGGGCUUUUAACACCCUACAAUUCGGUUUUGAUGAUCACACAUUAUCAACGUCUUUUGGAUAUUAUCAAUCCCAGCCAUGUACAUAUCAUGGAGGAAGGCUCAAUUGUAAAGACUGGUGAUCUUUCACUGGCAAAACAGCUUGAGAAGGAGGGCUACAGAGCAUUUUCUGUUUCAUGAUUGUGAAGUUAGUAUCCAAAUUGACCUAGUUUCUUCUUUGUCUGCUUUUUCCUGAUAAAGAAUUGAUUUUUUUAUUUUUUUUUGGACACACGAUUUCAAAAAGUGAUAGCAUGACCAUACAUAUUGUUGCCAGAUAUCACAAACCAUAUGUAUAAUGUAUUUGAUGCAUCAGUGGAAAGAAAUGCUACCUGAUGUAAUGUUUAAUGAUUUAUCAUUAUCCUCCAUCCUUUUGAAAAAUUUGAUAAAAAUUUGGCAUCAAUAUGAAUUGGAUGACUACAUUGUGAGCCACGAUUGAAUAACAGGAAUAAUGCAUUCAUAAGUCAUUCUGUUUUCCUGAGGUCCCGCAGGCUGAUUUUUCCAAGCCCAUAUUUUCUGUAGUGUUUGGAACUUUCGGAUAUCCAAUGGAAAUCAGUAGCAAACUAGCGAUAGCUGACUCUUAACAAUUUAGCCAUUUAAAGCAACCACUUAUAUGACUAGUCUUAUUUAGUACCCACAUCCUUAUUAAUAGUUCACCAUGUGUUUGCCAAAUGUUGACACCAUGCAAGAGCACAAGCAUGAUGCACUUGCUAUCUCCUUCAAUUUCUUCUAUCCUUCAUUUGUUGAUUGAUUGGGGCAGAAUAUGAAGACCAUCUUUCCUUUUUCAAGUCUGUAUAUUGGAGCACAGAGAAAAAAAAUCCAUAGAUGUUAUAUUCCUGUAAUCAGUAUUUUUUUCAUUCAAUGUCUUUCUUUUUAUUUAUUUUCA
Molecule: messenger RNA, 1845 nt
Organism: Elaeis guineensis (African oil palm)
Lineage: Eukaryota; Viridiplantae; Streptophyta; Magnoliopsida; Arecales; Arecaceae
Product: ABC transporter I family member 6, chloroplastic
Molecular function (GO): ATP hydrolysis activity; ATP binding
Source: RefSeq, a predicted model, not a curated record